Messenger RNA from Homo sapiens (human), 7685 nucleotides. RefSeq names its product somatostatin receptor 2 (gene SSTR2). The coding region runs from base 372 to 1481 and encodes 369 amino acids. Gene Ontology annotation, molecular function: somatostatin receptor activity; G protein-coupled receptor activity. The record is from RefSeq and is marked reviewed. The transcript has 2 exons. Lineage: Eukaryota; Metazoa; Chordata; Mammalia; Primates; Hominidae. Gene Ontology annotation, biological process: somatostatin signaling pathway; G protein-coupled receptor signaling pathway; G protein-coupled receptor signaling pathway, coupled to cyclic nucleotide second messenger. Gene Ontology annotation, cellular component: cytoplasm; plasma membrane; membrane.
AGUCCCAGCGGCGCAGCCACCCAUGCGCGCGCGCUCGCAAGACCACCAGCGCCCAGAGCCCCAGUCUGAGGCUUGGCGCCGGGGGUCUGCGGGCGAGGGGAGCUCUCUACGUGCGAGGGGCUAGCGGGAGCCGGCACAAGAGGGUCGAGGAGCCAGGAACCCCAAACGUCCGGCGCCAGGCGCUAGCCAAGCUGCUGCGCGCCCCGGCGCCCAGCUGGCUCGGGGACAGCCGCUGGGUGUCGGAGACCGGAGCUAGCGGAUUGCAGCGGAAAAGCAAAGAUGUCACACUGGAUCCUUGGCCUCCAGGGUCCAUUAAGGUGAGAAUAAGAUCUCUGGGCUGGCUGGAACUAGCCUAAGACUGAAAAGCAGCCAUGGACAUGGCGGAUGAGCCACUCAAUGGAAGCCACACAUGGCUAUCCAUUCCAUUUGACCUCAAUGGCUCUGUGGUGUCAACCAACACCUCAAACCAGACAGAGCCGUACUAUGACCUGACAAGCAAUGCAGUCCUCACAUUCAUCUAUUUUGUGGUCUGCAUCAUUGGGUUGUGUGGCAACACACUUGUCAUUUAUGUCAUCCUCCGCUAUGCCAAGAUGAAGACCAUCACCAACAUUUACAUCCUCAACCUGGCCAUCGCAGAUGAGCUCUUCAUGCUGGGUCUGCCUUUCUUGGCUAUGCAGGUGGCUCUGGUCCACUGGCCCUUUGGCAAGGCCAUUUGCCGGGUGGUCAUGACUGUGGAUGGCAUCAAUCAGUUCACCAGCAUCUUCUGCCUGACAGUCAUGAGCAUCGACCGAUACCUGGCUGUGGUCCACCCCAUCAAGUCGGCCAAGUGGAGGAGACCCCGGACGGCCAAGAUGAUCACCAUGGCUGUGUGGGGAGUCUCUCUGCUGGUCAUCUUGCCCAUCAUGAUAUAUGCUGGGCUCCGGAGCAACCAGUGGGGGAGAAGCAGCUGCACCAUCAACUGGCCAGGUGAAUCUGGGGCUUGGUACACAGGGUUCAUCAUCUACACUUUCAUUCUGGGGUUCCUGGUACCCCUCACCAUCAUCUGUCUUUGCUACCUGUUCAUUAUCAUCAAGGUGAAGUCCUCUGGAAUCCGAGUGGGCUCCUCUAAGAGGAAGAAGUCUGAGAAGAAGGUCACCCGAAUGGUGUCCAUCGUGGUGGCUGUCUUCAUCUUCUGCUGGCUUCCCUUCUACAUAUUCAACGUUUCUUCCGUCUCCAUGGCCAUCAGCCCCACCCCAGCCCUUAAAGGCAUGUUUGACUUUGUGGUGGUCCUCACCUAUGCUAACAGCUGUGCCAACCCUAUCCUAUAUGCCUUCUUGUCUGACAACUUCAAGAAGAGCUUCCAGAAUGUCCUCUGCUUGGUCAAGGUGAGCGGCACAGAUGAUGGGGAGCGGAGUGACAGUAAGCAGGACAAAUCCCGGCUGAAUGAGACCACGGAGACCCAGAGGACCCUCCUCAAUGGAGACCUCCAAACCAGUAUCUGAACUGCUUGGGGGGUGGGAAAGAACCAAGCCAUGCUCUGUCUACUGGCAAUGGGCUCCCUACCCACACUGGCUUCCUGCCUCCCACCCCUCACACCUGGCUUCUAGAAUAGAGGAUUGCUCAGCAUGAGUCCAAUUCAGAGAACGGUGUUUGAGUCAGCUUGUCUGAUUGAAUGAUAAUGUGCUAAAUUGAUUACCUCCCCCUUAAAGCGAACACUGAAAUGCAGGUAGACAAUUCAAAGUCUGGAGAAGAGGGAUCAUGCCUGGAUAUGAUCUUUAGAAACAACAAAAAUAGAAAAAAAUAAGUAUCUGUGUGUUUGUGUAUUGAAAACUCAAUAUGUAAUCUUGUGUUUUUAUAUGUAUACUUGUAUAUUCCUAUUUAUUCUCUGUAUAGGCAUUACCUACGUUCCUGUGUUUACAUACACAAGUAGCAAAUUCGAGUAUGCAUAGUGUAGAUGGACAUUUGCCACAACACACUGCCCGCAGAAAUGGACUUACCGUGAAGCCAAUAAAGUUCAAGCUUCAGGGAUCUCUCUUGCACGGGCCUUGCCAAGGCCCAGGAGGGACUUGGGCAGUAUGUUCAUGUGGUCAUAUGUUUUUGUAAAAAAUUGUGAAAGUAAGAUAUGUUUGUAUUGUUUUUCUUAAAGAGGAACCUCGUAUAAGCUUCAAGCCUCACAAACCUUCUAGCCUCUGCCCUUGGGGAUUUGCUUCAUUAAUUUCAGGCAAGUGAGGUCAAUGUAAGAAGGGAAAGGGAGAAGAUAUUUGAAGAACCAGAAUGUAAAUUCAUGUGUUUCCACUUCUCAGAUAUAGUCAGAGAAUUAUUCAUUUGCCCAAAAGGACUUAAGUGGUUGUGGUCAUCCAUCAUUGUAUUUAUCAAGACAAAGCCAACUUUGUUAUAAGAUUGCAUUUUUUUCUUUUCAAAUUGCUUUAGUUUUUCUUAGGGAGCUAUGAGGGGGAAAAAUCACUAACAUGAAAGGCAAAAAAUGGACUAUGAUUCCUGUGGGGAAACAAUUUCAUUCUCUCCAUCGUGAAAAUAAGUGAAUAAGAGUGAAGCAAAAUUACACCUUUAUGAGAAACCAUAAAAUUGUUUUUAUUUUUCAGGCCAGACAUAGCUUCCUAAUGAAAGAAAAUGGAAAUGUAAUUCGACGACUCCUCAAAGGGGACUUUAGAGGACUUCAUACAAAGCUGGGCAUUAAGAAAACCACAAUGCAUGGCCGGGCGUGGUGGCUUACACCUGUAAUCCCAGCACUUUGGGAGGCCGAGGUGGGUGGAUCACCCGAGGUCAGGAGUUCGAGACCAGCCUGGCCAACAUGGUGAAACCCCAUCACUACUAAAAAUAUGUAAAUUAGUCGGGCGUGGUGUCACGUGCCUGUAAUCCUAGCUGCUCGGGAGGCUGAGGCAGGAGAAUCACUUGAACUUGGGAGGUGGAGGUUGCAGUAAGCUGAGAUUGUGCCACUGCACUCUAGCCUGAGCAACAAGAGCAAAACUCAGUCUCAAAAAAAAAAAAAAAAAAAAAAAAAAAAAAAAAAAAGGAAAACCACAAUGCGUACUAAAGACCAGAAGACAUUGUUCACAAAACAAAAGCACCCUCACCUGCCAAUGAAUAUGCAGCGUGCAGGGGGUGUGGUGUGAGUGUUGGUGGGGCCCCACCUCUCGGAGAUACUGCUGUGCUGCCUUCCUCACUGACUGUAUACAUAGUAACUGUCAUAUCUUUAAUGCCAUGGACUCACUGAGCCGCUCUGCAAGGACUAUUGUAGACAGGCACUUCACACCAUAAAGUGGCAUUUUUUUCGUUCCCCAAACUGACAUUUACAAGCGAUAAGAAAAGAGACAAUAUCCAUUUCAUUGACUGAUCAUUUUCUAGAGUAUGAAGAAAUACACACCUGGGUGUCUGCAAGGAUGUCAUCAUCUUUGGGUUUCAUCUGAGAGCAUCACUCAGCAUCUCACACAUAGAUGUUACCAUAUUUUUAAAUGAGCUUUCCUCAUCCGGCUCCCUAAGCAAGCGCUGUUGGCCGGUGGGAGUGACUAAGUGCUCCACCUGUGGGUGUCCUUCUUAAUGUGCUGCUUUUGUUCUGUAUAAAUUCACACCACCUCACUCCCAAAAGUACUUCCUGUGGCUCAGAAAAAUAUGUUCAAUAAGAUUUUGGAUAGAUAAAUCCAUACAAAAAUAAAAAGAGGUAUAGUUAUAAAACAAGACUACAGAAAAAGUUGUGGCAGAAAUUGCAUGCAGGAAAAUCCCACACCAUUAGUAAAAGUAAGGUCAACUGUAAGUUCAGCUCAGGGCUUCCUAGCAGCCAUGUUUAGCGAAGUGUGAUUUUUUUUUUUAAACAAAAACAAGCAAAGAUUUGGAAGAAAAUGCUUUAGACCUAACUUUACAAUUAUUAUAACAUAAGAUGUUCCAGGGUCCUUGAAUAAAUGCUGAGUUUUAGGGAAAUGAUUCCAAGGGACCAAGAAUUGGUAGAAAUAAUUUCAAGGCAGAGAAGACUAAUUCUACAGGCCGGGCGUGGUGGCUUAUGCCUGUAAUCCCACACUUUGGGAGGCUGAGGUGGGUGGAUUGCCUGAGGUCAAGAGUUCAAGACCAGCCUGGCCAACAUGGUGAAACCCUGUCUCUACUAAAAAUACAAAAAAUUACCCAGGCAUGGUGGCGGGCGCCUGUAAUCCCAGCUACUUGGGAGGCUGAGACAGGAGAAUGGCUUGAACCCAGGAGGUGGAGAUUGCGGUGAGCUGAGAUCGUGCCAUUGCACUCCAGCCUGGGCAACAAGAGCGAAACUUCAUCUCAAAAAAAAAAAACAAAGACUAAUUCUAUAGUACCCAUGACCCUGCAACCAGAGAAACUGCCUGUAGGGAGGCCAGAGUCCAAAGCAGCCACCUGUAACCUGAAAAUGAAACGCAGACCCAGGCAUCUGUGGGUCUUCAUCAGCAGGAUGACCAUUCUAAGGCUAAAAGACAGGCCUUUAAAUCUGAUGCUAUAAUUCCAUCCAAAUACACAGUUAGGUUUCUACCAUAGGGAAAGCUAUUCUCUACUUUUUGAAGUAUCUGUUUCAAAGAUAACUUGCUCUCUGGUUCUCUUUUAUCUAAAAGAGAGAAUCAACAUGCUAAUUUAAAGGUUAACAUCAUUUUAAUUCAAAAAUUUUAGUCUCCAUUCCAUAUUUAAUGAUGAAGACAAAUCUGCUGGGUGCUGGGAGGGAAUAAAAAGUAAUGCACCCCAUUGAUUUCAGAGUAUCUGAUCACUUGGGUUAUGCAAGCUGCUACUUACCCGCCAUUAGCAUGGGUAGUUAAGUGCUGAUUAAACCUAAGUGGACUCAGUGAAAAAGAUAUUGGGAAAAAUAAUAUGAUAUUGUGGCCUAUGUUGAAUGAUGUUAGCUUGUGUUUCAGUAACAGAGUUGGGUAAUACUGGACGUGUAGAUGAAGCUUUAGCAGGGCUGGGCACGGUGGCUCAUGCCUGUAAUCCCAGCACUUUGGGAGGCUGAGGCGGGUGGAUUACCUGAGGUCAGGAGUUCAAGACCAGCCUGGCCAACAUGGGGAAACCCUGUCUCUACUAAGAAUACAAAAAUUAGCUGGGUGUGGUGGCGUGUGCCUGUAAUCCCAGCUACUCAGGAGGCUGAGACAGGAGAAUCGCUUGAACCCGGGAGGCGAAGGUUGCAGUGAGCCAAGAUCGCGCCACUGCACUUCAGCCUGGGUGACAGCACAAGACUCCAUCUCAAAAAAAAAAAAAAAAGGAAGAAGAAAAAGAAACUUAAGUGGGGUUCAUACAUAGCAUGGCAGAGGGACACUGGAGAAUAAAAUGGCAUGCAGAGAGGAACACGCGGGCCAGUGGAUGAGGCUUCUAGACCUGGCAGUGAACUGGAGUCUAUUUGCUUACACAAAUUUAACCUUCUCUCCAUGAUGGAAUACAAGUGUUUCUUGCCAAAACUCGCAGCCCCAGCUGCCCUAGAUGAGGAGCACCGUGCUGGAAAAGUGCACAGGCUGAUCACAGAGACAGGUAGGAAGCAAUGGACUGUUAAAAUGCAUGUUCCGGGCUGGGGAUGGUGGCUCACACCUGUGAUCUCAGCACUUUGGGAGGCCGAGGCUGGGGAAUCGCUUGAGCCCAGGAUUUUGAGACUAGCCUAGGCAAUAUGGUGAGACCCUGCCCUUAAAAAAAAAAAAGAAAAGAAAAGAAAAGAAAAAAAGAUUCAUAUUCCUGAUCAGCUCUGAAUGUGACUAUUCAAUGAAGACAGUAAAGUUACAGUGUAAGGCACACAUGACCUUUGGCCUUGCUAAAGAAGAGUGGCUGAAGGUCUAGCAAAUUAAUGCUUGUCUUAGGUUACCUGUUGAUUUAAAAACAACAACAACAAAAACCCAUAAAAAUAGUAAAAUAUAAAAACAAAUUAGUGUUUUAUAGACCCUGGGGAAAAGAAUUUUCAGCAAAGUACAAAAAUUUAAAGCAUUCCUUUCUUUAAUUUUGUAAUUCUUUACUGUAGAACAGCUCAAAAUAUCAGUUCUGUUUUAAGUAACAGAAUUGAUAACUGAGCAGGGAAACGUAAUUUGGAUUGUAAAAUUCUUGCUUUAAUAAAAAUUCUUUAAACAGUCAAAAUAGAAAGAAAGAAAGAAAGGUGGCAAGAGAAUUAUCAAAAGUUUCCAUAGAUGGUUGGGAAGAUCUGAUUAGUGUUUCCAAAAUGCUUAUCAUUCUAAGAAUCCCAAUAGCUGGCAAGCCAAGCAGUGGAACUUAUAGUAACAACAAUCAAUCACUUGUCUCAUCCCACAUUUUUGCCAAAUUCAAAAACACCAAAUUUCCCAUCAAAUGUUCUGUCAGAGUAAACCUUUACCUAAGUGCUUGUUUUGCUUUUAAUAUGUGAAUUUCUGGGAACAUUCCCAUGGGCAGCCUCUAAUUUUUUUUUUUUUUUUUUGAGACAGAGUUUCGCUUUUUCACCCAGGCUGGAGCGCAGUGGCACGAUCUUGGCUCACUGCAACCUCCACCUACCGGAUUCAAGUGAUUCUCCUGCCUCAGCCUCCCAAGUAGCAGGGACUACAGGCACGUGCCACCACGCCCAGCUAAUUUUUGUAUUUUUAGUGGAGAUGGGUUUUUGCCAUGUUGGCCAGGCAGGUCUUGAACUCUUGACCUCAGGUGAUCCGCCUGCCUCAGUGUCCCAAAGUGUUGGGAUUACAGGCACGAGCCACCGCGCUCAGCCAAUUUUUCCUCAACUCUCUCUUUCCUGGACGGGCUGCGUUGGGGGGAGGUGCAGGGAAAGAACACCUCUUUGCUUAGACAUUGGUGUCGACAGUGGGGAUACUAAGUUCAUCUCCUGAUCCUGCUAGGCCUGGAAGCAGGAAAGAAAUGUCCUGGUUAGAGAUAAAAUUGUUCUAUCCUUUUAGAAAAGCCUGUUAAGGAAUAUGAUGCAAAGCCACCUUCGACGAAAUCUGAAAUGAUACCCCACAGCCUUGUCCACCCCAAUUAUUCAGUGACAGGGCUCCAGUUGCUUAAGCCAUAGAGAAGGCCCCUUUGCAGUGGGAGUCACUGAAGACAGAAAGGGAAGCCCAGGAUGAACCCAGUCCUAAGGGCUGCUGGGGGCCACCAAAUAAGACUGUUUUAGCCCUGGACACAGAGGGAGACACAGUCAUCCCAGAUCCUUACAAAGAAUACAUUGCCAAGGACCCCGAAGGAAAUCUGCUUGUCUUAAGAGAGGAAGACCCACGACCAGCUCUCUGGGACUACCUGUCAACUCAGCAGGUGCAGCCAGGGAGCAGCCAUGCUUCUUCUGCCCUCCCAGUAGGCUGGGCUAUCAGUUCCUGGGAGGGGUCCUGUCCCCAUGUAAGGGGAUAUGUACAUUGCUGAGUACGCUGAUAUCUUUUUCAUGGGUAUGAUUUUUUAACAAGAAAGCUAAAUGGUUCUCGUGUAACAUAACUGAUAUAGUUUGGCUGUGUCCCCACCCAAAUCUUAUCUUGAACUGCAGCUCCCAUAAUCCCCAGGUGUUGUGGGAGGGACCCAGUGGGAGGUAAUUGAAUCAUGGGGGUGGUUACCGCCAUGCUGUUCUCGUGAUAGCGAGUGAGUUCUCACGAGAUCUGAUGGUUUUAUAAGGGGCUUUCCCCCUCCUUCGCUCUGCACUUCUCCUUGCUGCCAUGCGAAGAAGGAUGUGUUUGCUUCCCCUUCUGCCAUGAUUGUAAGUUUCCUGAGGCCUCCCCAGCCAUGUUAAACUUUGAGUUAAUUAAACCUCUUUCCUUUAUAAAUUA